GUCCCGUCAGGUUGCGUUAGCGUGGGGUAUUUUUCACCGGGUCGUUUGGGACAUGUAGUUCGCUGAGGUGGAUAUUUACCUUAUUGUUGACCUGUUUAUCGGUUGCAUUCAAUAGCAGUGUUUGUGCUCGUGUCUGAAUAGCUAGGAUAGCACAUCGAAAGAGUGAAGAUAUACCUGAAAACAGCAGAGAUGGCUCUGGAGCAGCUCAGUGAUGUAGUCCAGAGAUGUCAAGCCCUCUCCGAUGACAGCUACACCCCCGAGGACCAUGACGUGUUCUCGGUAUCCGGGCGGACUUGCAUCGAGGAGGGAAACAGUGCCCAGGUCCUCAGUCUUGUCCUGGAUGAAAAGAAUCAGGACAUGGUGAGGUGUAUGGGUUGGACUCUGCUGCCUCCUCUGAUCCAGGUUCUGCUGAAGAAACGAGAUGAGAAGCCUUCUCCGUGCCUUGCCAUUUUCAGCCACCUGCUACAGACCUGCAGACCCAAAGAGCUGCUGAUCGGCUUGUUGGAGCAGCUGGAGCAUGAGGACCCUGACACCAUAGCAGAGAGCCUUCACCUGCUAUUGAACCCCCUCCAGAAAGUGUUGCUGUGUCUGGGCAGCCGUAAGGCGUCGUCACUGGGCAUGACCCUGUCCUCCGUGCUGGACCAGCUGGCCAAACUGCCUCUACCUCACACCAAGGAGCAGGAGGAGGACGACGUCUUCUCCCUUUGUCGCUGCUGCACCGACCUGAUGGCCUUUGUCAAGCCUUUCGUCCACGAAACCAGGCAAAACCUCCUGAGCUCCGAGAACACAAACAAGAAGGCGGGUGAGCAGGGCGGAGGACGAGCUGCGGAGGACGAGCUGCAGACCGAACUGUUGAAGUUCUCUAUGAAGACUCUGAGUCACCCGCUGCUGGAGUUACAACUCAGGGAUCCAGACACUCUUGCCGUGUCUCCCCUCAGGGACUUUGCCACAGAGAUUUUGAACACCCUCAGGGCUAUAGGAGAGUCCGUCAGCAGUCUCGUGUUCCAACCUCUGUUAAAGAGAAAACAGGUUCUGGGCUUUCUGGAGGAGGAGGUGCGAUAUCCCAAGGAGUCCUUGGCAAGCCUGGCUCACCUGGUGUUUGUCCACCACCUGGCUGCGGAUUCAUUCCCCAGCGUUUUCAGUUCUGUGUUCUGUCUUCGGUGUAAUAUGGAGCACGUUUGCCUCCUCUUGUCCAGAACUGAGGAGUCGAGGAUCCAGAAAGGACUGGAGCUGUAUGAGAAGAGUCUGGUGCGCUUGGAGGACGGCAGCCUGCCUGCUGAUCUGCUGCAGAUCAAAACCUUCCUCACAGUCCCUCAGAACUUGGUGAAGGUCAUGACGAUGUGUCCUCAACAUGAUUUGAGAACCAGAGGUCUGAAGGUUUUGCAGCUGAGCAUCGAUAAGUUUGACACUGAAGCAAAAUACAACUUUUUCCAGUACAUGCUGAAAACCAGUCGUCACUCAGGAGUCGAAGGCUACAUCAUCAAAAACAUCAAGGUUCAGAUCGAUGCUGCCCUUCAGCCAGGGAACAGUAACGUCUGGUUUGAGGGGUCGCAGCUGCUGCCUUUGCUGCGGAAAGUUCUCAGUCUGCCAGACGGCCCAGAGACCGACCUCCUGCAGUACCUGGACAGAGUCAUGGAGUCUCUGAACCUGCUGCGUUACCUCGUCAUCAGGGACAAAGUGACAGACAACCAGACGGGGAUCUGGACAGAACUGUAUAAGAUCGAAGACACGUUCCUGAAGCCGCUGCGUGUCGGAGUGAACAUGUCGAGAGCUCAUUAUGAGAGGGAGCUCCACGACACUCGGGCGACCAAGAGGGGCAAAGCUAAAGAGGAGUCUGUGAUUUCUGUGUCCGUUGGAAGCGAGAAGCUGCCGAACAUGACGUCAGAUUCCCAAAUUCAGGCCCUGCACUCGGCCCUGCACACCUUCGACAUGAUCGAGAGCGUGUUGGUGCGAAUAGAGGAACUCACCGCGGGGAAAGAAAAUCUUUAGACCGAGCACAAGUUUUUAUACCAGAGGUCCUCAUCCCCUCGUGUUUUUUGUUUUGUUUUUCUUUUGUAAAAAAAUAAAUGGUGUCCUGAA
Molecule: messenger RNA, 2079 nt
Organism: Gasterosteus aculeatus aculeatus (three-spined stickleback)
Lineage: Eukaryota; Metazoa; Chordata; Actinopteri; Perciformes; Gasterosteidae
Gene: glmna
Product: glomulin, FKBP associated protein a
Cellular component (GO): cytoplasm
Molecular function (GO): ubiquitin-protein transferase inhibitor activity
Source: RefSeq, a predicted model, not a curated record